Amaranthus tricolor (Joseph's coat) is the source of this 1195-nucleotide messenger RNA. RefSeq names its product WAT1-related protein At1g09380. The coding region runs from base 2 to 1153 and encodes 383 amino acids. NCBI's taxonomy places the organism in Eukaryota, Viridiplantae, Streptophyta, Magnoliopsida, Caryophyllales, Amaranthaceae. Gene Ontology annotation, cellular component: plasma membrane. Gene Ontology annotation, molecular function: transmembrane transporter activity. The record is from RefSeq and is a predicted model, not a curated record. The transcript has 7 exons.
AAUGGGAAGAAAUGAGUUGUUGCCAUUUAUAGCAAUGGUGAUAGUGCAAAUAGGGUAUGCUGGGAUGAAUAUAAGCUCCAAGGUUGCUAUGGAUUCUGGCAUGGCUCCUCUUGUUCUUGUUGCUUACCGUCAGCUUUUUGCUACUCUUGCUAUUCUUCCUUUUGCUUAUUUCCUCGAAAGAGAAAAGUGGCCUAAGAUUACUAGACAAAUUCUCUUUCAAGUUUUCUUAUGUUCUCUUUUUGGGGCAACCUUAAAUCAAAUAUUUUAUUUCAUUGGGCUCAAGGAAACCACUGCAACCAUCGCUUGUGCACUGAAUAACAUGCUUCCAGCACUCACCUUCCUCUUCGCUAUUCCUUUUGGCUUAGAAGCAAUUGGAAUCAAGAAGAGGGGAGGACAAGUAAAAAUACUAGGAACAAUAGUGUGCAUUGGUGGAGCUAUGCUACUUUCAUUUUACCAUGGACAUCUUAUUGACAUACAACAACCCAAAAUCAAGUGGCAUUACACUCAUGAUAAUACCACAAAUAGAGCUAAUAAUGGUUCAAGUAGUCACUACAAUUUCUUGUUAGGACCUCUUCUUGUCCUUGCUAGCAACCUUGCUAUGGCUAUUUGGUUUAUAAUCCAAGCAAAGUUGAGCGAGAAUUUCGAGGCUCCUUAUACAAGUUCAGCAUUGAUGUGUUUCAUGGCAACAAUCCAAUGUGUUUUCAUUGCAGCUUGUACAAACAACAAAGUCUCUGAUUGGUCUUUAAGCUCUUACAUUAGGAUGAUCGCUAGUAUUUAUGCGGGUGUUGUGGGCUCAGGCAUAGCUGUUUGCCUAAUGUCAUGGACAAUUCAAAGAAAAGGGCCAUUGUAUGUUUCGGUGUUUAGUCCCUUAUUGCUGGUGAUUGUAGCAUUACUUAGUUGGGCCUUGAGCAUGGAGAAACUCUACAUUGGAACGGCUAUAGGAUCAAUAUUGAUAGUGUUGGGCCUCUAUGCAGUUCUAUGGGGUAAGAACAAAGAAGUAAUCUAUGAUAACAAUCAAAGUAAGUCAAAUGGAUGCAUUAACACUCAAGAUCAGGACAUAUUCAAUGAAGUAAGAAAGGAUGAUUUGGAAAAUCAAGAACAAUUUGUGGAUCUUAAAGGCAAUUACAAUGACAAUUUGGAUUCAAAAUAUUGAAGAAAUUUUGGUGAAAAUUGGAAUGUAUCAACUUUGUAUGCA